AUGUCCUCGAAACCAAAGUCGUGGAACAUCUUUGGCGACCGGGAUGUAGAACGCGAGCGAGAAAAACCGUCUACAAAGCCUACCAAGACCAAAGAUCGUGAAAAGGAAAAGACAAAGGACAAACGAGGAGGCUCAAAUCGGUCGUCCCAUGGAAAGAAAGCGGAUACGCCAACCAAGGAUCGCGACUCGGCUGUAACCGCAACCUCCGCCACCGAUUCAUCCACCUCGAGCACGCACACUCGCACUCGCAGAUCCUCCAUGCCGGAAGCUGACAGCGAACCAAGGUCUGCAGCGACCUCGUUUCUCGAGUCUAGGGUUAGUCUUCCGUAUCCGACUUUCUCGAAAACUCAUAGCAAAAUCGCCUUGUGGGACAAGAAUCAAAGCGCGAAAAAGGCAGAGAUCCCUACGCCAGACCCAACCGACGUUGCUGAUGGCGAAGAUCGUCGCGGUGAUGGUCGCAAGUCUUCAUCCCGAAAUGGACACCGCCAUGCCGCACCCCCAAGUCCGCCUCUCACAGCCGAUCAACGGUCCUCGAGAAAGGGGAGCUCGAUGGGUGGCCGAACUAAAGACAAGGAUGGCAGGCCAAGGAAUCGAAAGGAUCCAUCUCGCUCGACGUCUAGCAUUGGGAAUAAGGUGGAUGAAGAUUCCGCGCUGGGUAACAGCUCUCCUCGCUCGGGUACUCCAGUCAAAGUCCGCUUGCGAGAAUCCCCAACGCCGCAUCGCUCUACUAGCCACAAGACUUCGAGGUCUACGCUCCAAGGAUCUGAUACACUAAAGCGAAAUGCCAGUCACCCUACAAAAUCGCAUACACGUUCAACCGUUACAAAUGGCACAGAAAGCACUUCUGAAUUUACCAAUGACUCGGACGCGACAUCCAUUGCUCCAAACCAGCCCAAACCCCCAUCCCGGACGCAAAAUCGCUCUUCGACCCCACAAUAUCGCACGAGCAGAAGACGUUCGCCUUCCAUCGAAAUUUUCGUUGAAGAAGGGUCCGCCCUUAAUGGGGAAAACUUUCAAUCUUCGCCAAUGCCUCCGCCUCCUCCGCCGCCGCCUCCAGAGAUGCCUGUUAUUCCUCCGCGGGUAGAUUAUCUGCUACAAAAUGGUGGUUUACAAUAUCCGCUGCCGAAGCAUCUAUUAGGCGCCGGACAAUCACCGAAUAUGCCUGAGCAACUUGUCCAGCCGCAAACGGCCAUUAUUGAGGUCUUUGAGCCAUACAACCGGAUGCUAGAUGACUUUAACCAUGUUAUUUCAAAGAACGGAUCGCUAGCAGUGGCGACGGGAUACCGAUCCGUUGCUCGACGUCUCUUAGACAGACUAGAAGCCGUUUUUGCACGAGACAUAUCCUCGGAAGCUUGCCAGUGUCUCAUGUGCGAAGACGACCAGCCUGGUGAAUCCUCUCCUGGUGUGAGCUGGGGUGAAGUUUUGGAGCUGGUGUCUGGACGGCGUGAACUGCCCAGUUGGCCACCAUUUCACAUGACUGCCUCGGUCAACUCUCAAGCGCUUCCAGGCGAAGAGCAUAUUCCAAUGCAGAAACUCGACAUUGACGUUCCCGAAGAGUAUCGCGAGCACUACGUUCGACAAUCUCGCAAGACCAAGCAGGCAGUUGAUAAAUGGCUUCUCGGUCAUCCCGAGAUGAACCCGCCGGAGGAAGUAGACGACGAAACGCUGACUUUUGCGAUGAUGACCCACUUGGACUCAGAAUACCGCGAAAUAUUCUGUGCGCUUCUUGGUAUCAGGCCGUCAACCCCGGUUCCUAGAACCUCUACACCGGCUCCGCGAUCCCGUCCCGACUUUUUGGUCGCUUCAUCCAUCGCUAUACAGCGUCUUUAUCGGCUUUCAGCUCCUGCUCGCGAGUCUGAAACAGCACUUUAUAUGCUCAACAACCCGUACAUUCACAAUGUACUAGCAACAUUGGCAGCAAUUAGCAAUGAUGAGUGGGAGAUUCUCGUUUCGGGACGUUUUGAUGGAUUUUUACGGAGCGGCGCGGAGGACAACUUCAAUCCGUCAAUGACAGCAUCUGCUCCCCCGAGAACAGCCAGUCGAUCCGGCACUCCAUUCCUACCUAGUUCAUCUCGAGGACCGACGCCGUUCCAAAUGGACCCCACCCAUCGACCAGCCAGUCAGCCUUUUGGUUCUUCAGCCUCUCUCGCCUCAUACGGUGCUCCAAUUGCGCUGGAUGAAGAGACAGAGAUUGCGGCGCUGGCUGAAAUAGAGAGGGACAUAUAUCUAAGCAUGGAGUCUCUUGAGGAUGCGUUUGAGGCGCUGCACUGCAAAGCCGAAGUCGUGCGACGUUCACUGCGCGAGCGGGGAGCUGGCUUGUCGGUUGCGAGCCAAGCACGCCGUGGAUCCUCCGGCAACCUCGAUGCCAGAAUGGGCACACCAGCAUCCAUGUUCGGGGGACCGUGGGAUAGCAACGGACUAGACGAAGACGACGGGAUUGACGACGACAUGUCGCUCGCUCCAGACGACUCUGCGAGCAACAUCAGCUCCAACCGCCGCCGUCGACCGAAACGACGAAGCGAGCGACGCACGCCGGCUCCGGUAGAAGAGGAGGACGAGGAAGAGGAUGAUUAUCAAGUUAGACGAGAUCGACGCCGGUAG
Molecule: messenger RNA, 2601 nt
Organism: Talaromyces rugulosus
Lineage: Eukaryota; Fungi; Ascomycota; Eurotiomycetes; Eurotiales; Trichocomaceae
Exons: 1
Coding region: 1-2601 (866 amino acids)
Cellular component (GO): nucleus
Molecular function (GO): DNA binding
Source: RefSeq, a predicted model, not a curated record